Messenger RNA from Cottoperca gobio, 2214 nucleotides. Its product is annotated as AN1-type zinc finger protein 5-like. The record is from RefSeq and is a predicted model, not a curated record. Lineage: Eukaryota; Metazoa; Chordata; Actinopteri; Perciformes; Bovichtidae. The transcript is spliced from 6 exons. The coding region runs from base 263 to 943 and encodes 226 amino acids. Gene Ontology annotation, molecular function: zinc ion binding; DNA binding.
GCAGCACGUAAAACAAAACAGAUGCCUCCACAAAUCAGCGACAGAGGACGUCAACGAAAUAAGCCACCAGUGCUCCCAGGCGGAGUGGAGUCUAUAUUUGUGUGAGAAGGUUGAAAAGAGACGAACAAACAACGACUUACCUAGACGGCCCUAGUUAGUAAGCUCCAAGAUACAUUUAGUAAUUCCGUCAAUACAAAAAGUUUCAAGAAAAAAAAGCUACGUUUCUCAGAUAAGGUCAGCUCACCCGGCGACAGACAUCACUAUGGCCCAGGAGACCAAUCAGAGCCUAGUUCCUACUCUCUGUGCUAAUGGCUGUGGUUUCUAUGGCAACCCUAGGACUAAUGGCAUGUGCUCUGUGUGCCACAAGGAGCAACUGUCAAGACAGAACAAUGGAGGAGUCAGUACUUUGAGUGCCAUGGGCAGCAGCAGUGGCCACGCAGCUGAGGCUUCUGCCAUCCAGAGGUUAGAGGCCACCUUGAAUAAUGCUGCAGCUGCUGCAGUCGCUGCUGCGGAGGUGGCAGCUGAGGCCGCCGCUUCCGCCGGGGCUGCUGCCGCCGAGGCACUCAGUGGGGUUUCAACUUCCAUGUCUGUAACGCAACAGAUGACUGAGAUGAGUCUCUCCUGUGAGGAGAAAGGAGCGUCGGGGAGCAAAGUAGAGCUUGCAGAGCCAGUGUUGACUCAGCCCACGUCCUCAGCCUCUCAUCCCUCCACUGCUGAGCAGUCUAAAGCCCCCGAGCCCCUGAAACCCAAGAAGAAUCGCUGCUUUAUGUGCCGCAAAAAGGUUGGCCUUACAGGUUUUGACUGUCGCUGUGGGAAUCUGUUCUGUGGACUUCACCGUUACUCCGAUAAGCAUAACUGUCCGUACGACUACAAAGCUGAAGCUGCUGACAAGAUCCGCAAAGAGAACCCUGUGGUUGUAGCUGACAAGAUCCAGAGAAUAUGAGGAGGACGCUCAGUUUUGACUUUGAACACUGGGAGCGAUCUCAAAAAAAAAAAAACACUCGAGCCCACCCUUCUUCCUGAAGGACCUGUUCCCCCCCCCCCCCUCGUUUGUUAAACAUUCAAGACUUUGUCUCCAGUGCAUGAAAGUUCACGUGUAUUUUCAGGUUUCAUUCUUGUUUUGUUUUGUGUGAGUUUAACACUUGGAAGGUUGUAUGUGGGGAGGGGGAGGGUGUCUAUAUCAUGGGAAGUGACUGAAGGAGAUUACUAAAGAAAAAGUCAUUACUGUUGAUGGCUGUGCAGGCUGUUUGGUGAUCCUCCAGAGAUCCCUCAAACUCUGCCUGGAAGGAGCUCGGACACUGGGCCUGUUUGGACUCAAGACUUUUACUGCUGUUGGCUGAUGGUGCCACCUCAGCCGUGCUUGCUCUCUGCUGGCUUGAGUAGCAAAAUGGAUAUUGUCUUUUUCUGUGUUUGGCCUCCACGUAACUCUGUGAGCUCAGAGUUUCACCCUCCUUACUUGUCAGACUUUGCGUCCUGGUAAGUUUUUAUUGACCUGAAAUGCUUCUCUGUGCCGCUGGAGUAUUGCUAAAAAAAAAAGUACGUUGAAAAAACAACAACUUUGUUGCUAGCCCUUUCUCGCUGGCUCAUAUUCCUGUGUGUGUGUGUGUGUGUGUGUGUGUGUGUGUGUGUGUGGCACUAGAAAGAUAACUUAAUUCAAUCAAUUGUUUUCUUCUGUUGAUCUCGGGCUGAAUGCUGUGACCUGCUCUGCGGGAUUUGGAUAGCAGGGACGUCGACUUCCUGCUUUUUAGGUCUUUAAAACCAUCCACUGAAGUCACAUGACAAUACAAGUCACCUGACUGUUUGUUUCCUUUUUCUUUCUUCCAAUAAGUGGUGUAUGCUGUGUGCUAUUGUAUGACAAGUAGCCUAAACUUGUAUUAAUUUUUGCCUUUUUGGAAGGGUUUAGCUCCACUAAUAUUUGAUCUUUUAUUCACUAUUGAAUGUUUUCCUUUUUAUUUUUUAAUGCGAGCUGAUAAAUUCACAACGUUGUGUGUGUGAGUAAAUGUGGACGGCUGGUGUGACUUAGAUCUGUGCUCGUUAGGUUAUUAAUCAUUUUCAGUUUUUGGUCUGGCUGCUUUACCAGUGUGUUUUUGUUUUUAUCCUUUAGUUAUGCAAGUUUGUACAAACAUCUUUAUUUAUAUACUGCAGUGUGCGUAAUCUUCCAAUAAUAAAGAAUAAAUUGUAUGAUGUAAAUAAAUUAUGUUCACAAAUAUAAAA